Molecule: messenger RNA, 6509 nt
Organism: Corythoichthys intestinalis (scribbled pipefish)
Lineage: Eukaryota; Metazoa; Chordata; Actinopteri; Syngnathiformes; Syngnathidae
Gene: tmem178a
Product: transmembrane protein 178a
Exons: 4
Coding region: 56-1024 (322 amino acids)
Biological process (GO): regulation of cytosolic calcium ion concentration; negative regulation of osteoclast differentiation
Cellular component (GO): endoplasmic reticulum membrane
Source: RefSeq, a predicted model, not a curated record
AGCCCGAGCGAGAUGGCAGCAGCAGCAGCAGCAGCAGCAGCAGCAGCGGGACGCCAUGGCCGCUGAGCAGAAAGCGAGCGGCGCGCAGGCCGGCGCCGCCCUAACCGCGAUUCGGGCGCGGCCCCGGGUCACCGCCUCUCCCGCGUCGGGCGCCAGCCUGGCCCUGAGCGCGCUGUCGCUGCUGUUGCUGGCCACGGCCAUCGGCACCGACCACUGGUACGAGACGGACACGCGGCGGCACCGGGAAAACUGCGAGCGGCAGGGCGCCGACUCCAACGGGCAGCAGAACCGCGACAUGCCCAUCUACCACCUGCCGCUGCUGGACACGGGCGCGCGCGACGUGGCGCUGAUGAAGCCCGUGCACGUGGGCAGCCGCGAGGACGAGCUCCUGGAGAACUGGCGCGCCAUCCUGGGCAUGGGCAUCCUGGAGACCGAAUGCGGGCGCCCGCUCUUCUCCACGCACGCCGGCCUAUGGAGGAAGUGCUACUUCGCCGGACUGGACCCGGACAUCGACAAGCUCGUCGAUAGAGGUAUCGCCGAGCGCUGCACGGCCGUCAAGUAUCACUUCUCUCAGCCAAUCCGAUUGAGGAAUAUCCCCCUCAACCUGACCAGAAGCAUACAGCAAGACGAAUGGCACCUGCUACACCUGAGGCGCAUCACAGCCGGAUUCCUGGGCAUGGCCGCCGCCGUCCUGCUGUGCGGGAGCAUCGUCACCUGCGUGGGUUUCUUCUGGGAGGGAAGCCUGACCAGACACGUGGCGGGACUCCUCUUUUUCAUGGCAGGAAUCUUCUGCACCAUUUCCCUGUGCACCUACGCGGCCAGCGUGACCUACGACCUUUCCAGGAAGCCCCCCUUUAUCUACGGCCUCCCCGACGACGUGGACCACGGCUACGGCUGGUCGGUGGGGCUGGCCUGGGCCAGCUUGGCGCUCAGCGUGGCGUGCGGCUGCCUGGGCGCCGCCUUCCCUCUGCCCGGCCGCUCGGGACCCCCGCGCGGCAAAGCCGCCGGCGCCUCGGCCGUCUGAGCCACGCCCCCUUCGCUGGGAAACGCUGUCAAGCGAGGCCUUUGCCGUUUCGUAACCCCCGAAACGCCGCCGACCCCCUUUCUUGCCUUCUUCCCGAGUCCGCCGUUAAGGAGAGCCCUUCAUGUAAAAUCCAUUGCAAAGGCGAUACAGAAAACAUCAAAGAAAGUAUGCGGUCGUGUAGGCCGGGGGUGUCAAACUUGAGGCCUACAAGGGGGUCCGAUCCGGCCCCCUGACGAGGUUGUUCUGCCUGACAGGCACUGUGUAGCUCAUUCAUACUGUACAUACAGAAUCACAUACUUUUAUUUUGACAUAGGCGCCUUAAAACCAGAGAUUUGUGCACUACUACACUCACUUUAAGCUCACUUUGUGUCCAGUCACGUUCCUUCGUUAGUCUCCUCCCUGUCAAAAUCAUCCUGUGCCGUCAAUGGCAGCCAGCCAAUGAAUGAAGAAGUGACCCCAAAAUGCCCCGAAACCAAGAGGAAGUUACCCGAAAUUAAAGGGAUGUCACCGUCAAAUGCCCCGAAAUCAACAGAAAGUGACCAGUGAACACAAAGUGGCUUGGUAAUCCUCUAAAAUCAAAAGUAAAUUAUCCAAAAUGUACAGGAAGUGACCCGAACUCAAAAAGAAGUCACCUGGAAAUGCUCCAGAAUCAACAGAUAAUGACCAAUUAACAUGAAGUGGUUUGGAAAUGCUCUAAAAUCAACAGGAAAUGAUCCAAAAUUAAAAUAACGUUCCCUUGAAAUGCUCCAACAAAAACAGGAAGUGACUAAUGAAUAAGAAGUGGCUUGGAAAUGCUUUAACAUCAACAGGAAAUGAUCCAGAAUGUGCAGGAAGUGACAUGAAAUCAAAAGGAAGUCACCUGGAAAUGCUCCAAAAUCAACAGAUAGUGACCAUUGAAGACGAAGUGGCUUGGAAAUGCUCUAACAUCGACAGGGAAUGAUGCAAAAUAUGCAGGAAGUGACCCAAAAUCAAAAGGAAGCCAUCUGAAAAUACCCCAAAAUCAUCAGGAAGGAAACAACGAACACAAAGUGGCUUGGAAAUGCUUUAAAAUCAACAGAAAAUGAUUCAAAAUGUGCAAGACGUUCCCCAAAAUCAAAAGGAAGUCAUCUGGAAUUGCUCCCAAAAUAAACCGAUAGUGACUGAUGAACACGAAGUGGCUUGGAAAUGCUCUAAUAUCAACAGUAAAUCAUGCAAAAUGUUCAGGAAGUGACCCAAAAUAAAAAUGAAGUCACCAGGAAAUGCUCCAACAACAACAGGAAGUGACCAAUGAACAAGAAGUGGCUUGGAAAUGCUCUAAAAUCAACAGAUAGUGACCAAUGAACACGAAGUGACUUGGAAAAAAUCAAAAGGAAAUGAUACAAAACAUGCAGGACGUUACCCGAAAUCAAAAGGAAGUCACCUGGAAAUGCUCCAAUAUAAACUGAUAGUGACUGAUGAACACGAAGUAGCUUGGAAAUGCUGUAAUAUCAACAGGGAAUAUGCUAAAUGUGCAGGAAGUGACCCAAAAUCAAAAGGAAGUCAUCUGAAAAUACCCCAAAAUCAUCAGGUAGGAAACAACGAACACGAAGUGGUUUGGAAAUGCUCCAAUAUCAACAGGAAAUGAUGCAAAAUGUGCAAGAAGUGACCCAAAAUCAAAAUGAAGUCAUCUGAAAAUACCCCAAAAUCAUCAGGAAGGAAACAACAAACACGAAGUGGCUUGGGAAUGCUUUAAAAUCAACAGAAAAGAUCCAAAACGUGCAGGAAGUGACCCAAAAUCAAAAGGAAGUGACCCGAAAAUGCCCUAAAAUCAACAGGUAGUGACCAAUGAAUACGAAGUGGCUUGGAAAUGCGCUAAAAUCAACAGGAAGUGAUCCAAAACAUGCAGUACGUUACCGGAAAUCAAAAGGAAGUCACCUAAAAAUGCUCCAAACGCAACAGGAAGGGACCAAGGAACAUGAAGUGGCUUGGAAAUGCUCUAAAACCAACAGGAAAUGAUGCAAAAUGUGCAAGAUGUUCCCCAAAAUCAAAAGGAAGUCAUCUGUAAAUGCCCCAAAAUUAACAGGAAGUGACCAAUGAAGACGAAGUGGCUUGGAAAUGCUAUAAAACCAACAGAAAAUGAUCCAAAACAUGCAGGACGUUACCCGAAAUCAAAAGGAAGUUACCUGGAAAUGCUAUGAAAUCAACAGAUGUUGACCAAUGAACACGAAGUGGCUUGGAAAUGCUCUAAAAUCCAACAGGAAAUGGUCCAAAAUGUACAGGAAGUGACUCAAAAUGAACUCUAUGGCUUCUAUUGACAACGAUAAAGGUCCACUUCACUUAAACCGGGUCAACUCAUAUGCUAGUGCCAUUGAUGGCGCAAGACGUCCAAUCAUUUUGACUAGGAGGUGUUAAUGAACGGUUGGACCUCUCUCGCCGUCAAUGGCAGCCAGUGAGUCAACUUAUUUGGCCAAAAAUAAACCGGUUCAGCUCACAUGAGGUAUAAUGGCGGUGAAUGUGGCCGGCGAAACAAAAUGAGUUUGACACCCUUGGUGUAGGCUGCGAGCUCAAUGCUAACACAGAAUGACAAGUGGCAUGGGCAGGCUAACAAAAUGAGCAAAGGAUUAGGGGUGUCACCAUACAUUUAUCCGGACUGACACGGCAACGAAUUCAUUCCAACCCUCCCACUUCAAAUGGAUUGGACAUCUAACUGGAUGUCAGUGACAUUGAUCAUUAAAUUAGUUGCAAAAGAAGCCUUCUGGAGCGUCGCUACUACCGAGAUGUUCUUAGGAGAUGUCCAAUCCAUUUCAAGUGGAAGGUAUGGCAGUGAACGGCAUUUGUGUGGUGGGUUAGCAUGAAGCUACUGAGACACAUAAUUGAUGGUAGAUUUGGAAGUGACCCAAUUUUAAAAGGAAGUGAUCCCAAAAUGCCUGAAAAUCAACAGGAAGUGACCCAAUAUGUACAGGAAGAGAACCACUAAUGGCCCAAAAUCAAUAGGAAGUGACCCUGGAAUACCACAAAAUCAACAGUAAGUGACCCAAUAUAAACAAGAAGUGACCCAGGAAUACUUCAAAAUCAACAGGAAGUGACCCAUUACGUACGGGAAGUGACCCCAAAAUGCCCCAAGAUCCACAGGAAGUGCCUCGAUAUCUAUAGGAAGCGACCCCAAAAUCCCUCAAAAUUAACAGGAAGUGACCCUGAAUGCCUGAAAAAUUUACAGGAAGUGACCCAAUAUGUACAGGAAGUGAACUCCUAAUGCCACAAAAUCAGUAGGAAGUGACCCUGGAAUACUGCAAAAUCAACAGGAAGUGGCACCGAAAUGCCUGAAAAAUCAACAGGAAGUGACCCUGGAAUGCCUCAAAAUCAACAAGAAGUGACCCAAUAUGUACAGGAAGUGACCCUGGCAUUCCACAAAAUCAACAGGAAGUGACCCUGGAAUACUUCAAAAUCAACAGGAAGUGACCCAAUAUGAGCAGGAAGUGAACCCCUAAUGCCCCAAAAUCAACAGGAAGUGACUCUAGAAUACUACAAAAUCAAAAGGAAGUGACCAUGGGAUGCCUCAAUCAAUAGGAAGUAACCCUGAAAUAUCCUAUGUCAACAGGAAGUGACCCAAUAUGAACAGGAGGUGAACCCAAAAUCAAGAGAAAUUUACUCUGAAAUGCCUCAAAAUCAAUAGGAAGUGGCCCAAUAUGAACAGGAAAUGACCCUAAAAAAUGCCCCAAAAUCAACAGGAAGUGACCCAGGAAAGCCCACAAAUCAACUAGAAGUGACCCAAUAUCAACAGGAAGUUACCCUGAAAUGCCCCCAAAUCAACAGGAAGUAACCCCGAAAUGCCUCAAAAUCAAUAGGAAGUGACCCAACAUGUAUAGGAAGUCUACAAGAAAUGCCCUAAAAUCAACAGGUGACCCUGAAAUAUCCCAUAUCAACAGGAAGUGACCCAAUAUGAACUGGAAGUGAAAUUAAAAAUGUCCCAAAAUCAACAGGAAGUAACCCUUAAAUGCCUCAAAAUCAAAAGGAAGUGACCCCAUAUAUACAGGAAGUGAACCAGAAAUGACACAAAAUCAACAGGAAGUGACCCUGAAAUAUCCCAUAUCAAUAGGAAGUGACCCAAUAUGGACAGGCAUACCACAAAAUCAACAGGAAGUGGCCCUGGAAUGCCUCAAAAUCAACAGGAAGUGACCUAAUAUGUACAGGAAGUGAAGCCAAAAUCAACAGUAAGUGACCCCGAAAUCCCCCCAAUCAACAGGAAGUGACCCAAUAUGAACAGGAAGUGAAGCCAAAAUGCCCCAAGAUCAACAGGAACUGACCCCAAAAAUCCCCCCAAUCUACAGGAAGUGAUCCAAUAUGAACAGGAACUGAAGCCUAAAUGCCCCCAAAUCAACAGGAAGUGACCCUGAAAUAUCCCAUAUCAACAGGAAGUGACCUAAUAUAUACAGGAAGUGAAGCGAAAAUGCCCCAAAAUCAACAGGAAGUGACCCUGAAACAUCCCUAAUCACCAGAAAUGACACAAAAUCAAACAGGAAGUGACCCUGAAAUAUCCCAUAUCAACAGGAAGUGACCCAAUAUGGACAGGAAGUAAACCCUUAAUGUCCCGAAAUCAAAGGGAAGUGACCCUGGCAUACCACAAAAUCAACAAGAAGCGACCCUGGAAUGCCUCAAAAUCAACAGGAAGUGACCUAACAUGUACAGGAAGUAAAGCCAAAAUCAACAGGAAGUGACCCCCAAAUCCCCCCAAUGAACAGGAAGUGACCCAAUAUGAACAGGAAGUGAAGCCUAAAUGCCCCAAAAUCAACAGGAAGUGACCCUGAAAUAUCCCAUAUCAACAGGAAGUGACCUAAUAAGUACAGGAAGUGAAGCCAAAAUGCCCCAAAAUCAACAGGAAGUGACCCUGAAACCCCCCUAAUCAAUAGGAAGUGACCCAAUAUGAACAGGAAGUGAAGCCAAAAUGCCACAAAAUAAACAGGAAGUGAACUCAAAAUCCCCCCAAUCAACAGGAAGUGACCCAAUAUGUACAAGGAGUGAACCAGAAACGUCCCAAAAUCAACAGGAGUGACUCUGGAAUACGUCAAAAUAUAAAGGAAGUGACCCAAUAUGUACAGGAAGUGAACCAGAAAUGACCUAAACACAACAGGAAGUGACCCCGAAAUCCCCCAUAUCAACAGGAUCUUACCCGAUAUCCACAGGAAGUGGCCUUGAAUAUCUCAAAAUCAACAGGAAGUGACACGAUAUAUUAACCAUCACAGCAAAGCUACCAGAAAUUGCAUUUUUGAGUCAUCUUUAGUUGUCUUUGACGAGCUAGCAACAAAUCGUUUUGUAGUCCGUAGAGCACGCGGCGCCCAUAUUUGGAAGCAGAUCAACCACCAGUGCUCAGAUGUAGAAAAACACACCUUUUUUUUUUUUUUUUUUUUCUUCUGCCGUUUUCUUUUAUUUUGGUGGCCACUGUAAAUAUAUCCACGGCCUUGGCAUCUGUUGCACUUGACUUGUUUGGUGAAAAAUUCAAAAAUGUCAUGUUUAAACAGUGUUGCCUGUG